Molecule: messenger RNA, 2824 nt
Organism: Euleptes europaea (tarantolino)
Lineage: Eukaryota; Metazoa; Chordata; Lepidosauria; Squamata; Sphaerodactylidae
Gene: ASPH
Product: aspartate beta-hydroxylase
Exons: 28
Coding region: 46-2808 (920 amino acids)
Biological process (GO): peptidyl-aspartic acid hydroxylation
Cellular component (GO): membrane; endoplasmic reticulum
Molecular function (GO): protein binding; peptidyl-aspartic acid 3-dioxygenase activity
Source: RefSeq, a predicted model, not a curated record
CCUCCGCUGCCCUUUCCUCCACGGCGCCGCCUGACAGGAGGCGACAUGGCCCCGCGCAAGAACCCUAAAGGCGGCAGCCCCGCACCUGGAGCCCGGCGAGAAACAAAGCACGGAAAUAAGAAUGGCAAGAAAGAGGGCGUUUCUGGAAGUUCGUUUUUUACGUGGUUUAUGGUAAUUGCGCUGCUGGGAGUAUGGACAUCAGUUGCAGUGGUUUGGUUUGAACUUGUAGAUUACGAGGAAGUCCUAGGAAAGCUUGGGAUCUAUGACGCUGAUGGGGAUGGUGAUUUUGAUGUGGACGAUGCCAAGAUUUUGCUAGGCAAGUACACACUUGUAAAAUUUUAUCCUCAGUAUUGCCUGACCAAAGAUGGCAAUAAUGAAAAUAUUGAUUCACUUGAGGAAGUCCUUAAUAUUUUAGCAGAGGAAAGUUCUGAUUGGUUUUAUGGCUUCCUCUCAUUUCUCUAUGAUGUAAUGACUCCUUUUGAAAUAAUAGAAGAAGAAGAGAGCGAAACAGCAGAUGAUGUUGAUGCAAAAGAGAUCAAAGAACCUGCAAGGAAAGAGAAGCAAGAAUUAAAGAAGGAAAGCAAAGAUGAAGAAAAGAAGAAAUUGAAGAGAAAAGUUGAUGACUUGGACAAAAAGGAUAAAAAAGCUGCUGACAAAGCCAAGAAAGAUAAAAAAGCUGAAAAGGAAAGAUCUGGGCCAGACAAAAGUGUCAAAAAUAAAGGAACAGCAAAGGAAUUACGACUCAAAGAAAGAUCUGUCCUUGAACACACAACACCAGGAGAUGCGGAAGAGGUGAUUCAGCAGCCUGCAGAUCAGCCACACAUUAGAGCAGAACACAGGAGUGCUGAACCAGAACCUGAAGAUGAAAUCCAGUCUCUGCUGCGUGAAGCUCUCAACUCACAACUUGGAGAAACAGAUGACGAACAUGAAGAAACACAGUUUCAGCAGGAGGAGAAUAAUGAAAUACCAGAAGAUACUUUCGAAGUUCCUGAGGCAGAGGAGGACUAUGAAAGGGAAUUUGAAGAUAAAAUGCCUGACAUAUUAGCAAUCCCAGAAUCCUACCAGGAAGAACCUACUAGUGACCAUGAAGUACGAGAACCAGAACUGGAUGAACCUCAUGGUACUCAUGAAUACGACACAGAUGUAGAAGAAAAUACAUAUGAACCAGUUGAACCAGUAGAACCAGAUGCUAGAGAACUAACUCUGGAAGAUGCUCUUGUGCAUGAAACAGAAGCAUUUUCAGAAGAUGAAGAACAGCAAGAUUAUGUGGAUGAACAUGAAGUGGAAAGUGAAGAUUAUGUUGAAACUCAGGACACAGAUGGAGAACCUGUAACUGAACAUUAUUAUGAAGUCUUAGAAGAAGAAACUUUACAAGAUGAAGCAGAUGCUGUAGAGACUACUACUGAACAUUCUGAGUCAGAUGAGAGAGAACACGAAAAAGACCAUGUGGAUGAUCAACCUCAUGAGACAGGGCAAGGUGAAAAAGAAGCUCAACAGAAAGAAAAAGCUAAGAAGAAGAAACCUAAAUUGUUCAAUAAAUUUGAUAAAGGCAUUAAAGCAGAGCUUGAAGCUGCAGAGAAGCUGCGUAAAAAGGGUAAAGCAGAAGAUGCUCUGAAGGCAUUUGAAACAUUAGUAAACACAUAUCCCCAAAGUCCUCGGGCAAGAUACGGCAAAGCACAGAGUGAGGAUGACUUGGCUGAGAAGAUGAGAAGCAACGAAAUGCUGCAGAGAGCCGUCAGCACCUAUGGAGAGGUUGCUAGCCUACCCAGUGUCCCUGAUGAUCUGGUCAAACUGACUCUGAAACGACGGGCAGACAGGCAGCAGUUUCUUGGUCGCAUGAGAGGUUCACUGGUAACUCUACAAAAACUAGUCAGUCUAUUUCCUAAUGAUACUUCAUUCAAGAACAACCUUGGAGUGGGUUACCUUUUGAUUGGAGACAACAGCAAUGCCAAAAAAGUUUAUGAGGAGGUUUUGAACCUUGCUCCAAAUGAUGGCUUUGCUAAGGUGCAUUAUGGCUUCAUUCUGAAAGCAGAGAACAAGAUUGCAGAAAGCAUUCCUUAUUUGAAAGAAGGUCUGGAAUCAGGAGAUCCUGGCACAGAUGAUGGACGCUUUUACUUUCAUCUAGGGGAUGCCAUGCAGCGUGUUGGAAACAAAGAGGCAUACAAAUGGUAUGAACUCGGCCACCAACGGGGUCACUUUGCUUCCGUCUGGCAGCGUUCUCUAUACAAUGUCAAGGGCAUAAAAGCUCAGCCAUGGUGGGCAGCAAAAGAAACAGGUUACACAGAAUUGGUCAAGUCCCUAGAAAGAAACUGGAAAGUGAUUCGGGAUGAAGGGCUUGCUGUGAUGGAUAAAGGGAAAGGACUCUUCCUCCCUGAAGAUGAGAACUUGCGGGAGAAAGGGGACUGGAGCCAGUUCACCCUGUGGCAGCAAGGAAGAAAAAAUGACAACGCCUGUAAGAGUGUUCCCAAAACAUGUGCAUUAUUGGAACGGUUCCCAGAAGCCACUGGAUGCCGAAGAGGGCAGAUCAAGUAUUCUGUUAUGCAUCCAGGGACUCAUGUCUGGCCUCACACAGGGCCUACUAAUUGUAGGCUGAGGAUGCAUUUAGGUCUGGUGAUUCCAAAAGAAGGCUGCAGGAUUCGGUGUGCUGAAGAAACCAGGAGCUGGGAAGAAGGGAAGGUCCUCAUCUUUGAUGACUCCUUUGAACAUGAAGUUUGGCAGGGCGCCAGUACUUAUCGUCUAAUAUUCAUUGUGGAUGUCUGGCAUCCAGAGUUAACAGCACAGCAGCGACGCACCCUUCCAGCCAUUUGAAGGAGCCGUUUUCCAG